CUGAUAGCGUCAUUAUUGGAGUUAUCAAGACUAGAUUUAUUCAAAUUUAAAGGUCCGCCGCUGUUCAAAGAAUAUUAUGCAAAAUUUUGAAUAUAAAAUAGUUUAAUUAAGAAAAUAUAGAGUUAAGAAUGGAUCCUGCAACAGUCAUAGCUCUUUGUAAAGAAAAUAUUCAACCAUUGCGUUAUGGACGAAAUGCUGUACAAUUAGGAACUGCAUUAAGAGCACAAGAAGAUGCAGAUGCUCAGCAAUUACUUUUACAAGAGAAACAGAUGUACGAAGACGCGAUAAAAAAUUAUGAAGGAGACGAUCCUUUAGAAAGCUGGUAUGAUUAUAUACUAUGGGUGGAACAGAGUUAUCCAAAAAGUGGACACGAGCCACAUAUUGCUAAGCUUUUACAACAAUGUUUAGCAACAUUUGAAAAAGAGACCAAGUAUCAUCAAGAUCGUAGAUAUAUACGCCUUUGGAUUAAUUAUAUAAAUAUGCAGAAAAAUCCAUUAGAGUUGUAUCAACUUUUACACAACAAUGGAAUUGGGACUAUGGUCGCAGAUAUGUAUAGAGCAUGGGCUUUUGAAUUAGAACAAAGAGAAGAUUACAAACGUGCAGAUGAAGUUUAUUUAAUGGGUUUGUCUGCUUUGGCAGAACCACAAGAUGAAUUGGAUUGUGCUCAUAACAACUUUCAACUCGCAGUUGCUCGUAAAAUGUUAGGACGAACAGACGAUCGUAACGAAGUAUCCUUACUCGAACAACGUCAAGCUUUCAGCUCUUUAAGAGCAAUAAAAGCUGGGAAAAAAGUUAGUAACUUACGUACUGGACAUCGAGUACGCGAACACUUUCCCGGUACCGUUCCACAAAUUUCCGCGACGACGCAUAAUACUAGCAGAAUGACGCAGAAUGUCAAAAUCCAGAUAUACGAGGAUGAUGUACCUAGCGCAAUGAAGGGUUCCAGCAUAUUAGAUCACGUUCCAGUAGAAGAUAUAGUACAUAAAGAGAAUACCAUUAAACCUGGACCAUGGAAUAGUGGGAGCAAGCGAUGUCCGUUAAUUUCAUCCGCUACAAAGUCAGCUUUUAAGGUUCAUGAAGAUCAAGUGGAUGAUUUUGACACAGAUAAGUUAAGAUUAUUUUCAAAUCACACAUUCUUUUUCGAUGGUAGCAAAUAUCCAGAGCACUUAACUGUACCUGUGUUUGUACCAGAUCCUCCAAAUCCAAAUAUUAUAUUAAGACCACAUUAUCCCAAAGAAUUAGUUUAUACUAAUAAUGUAGAUCAAAGUAUGGAGGAAAUAAGAGCCCAACUGUACUUACAAAGAGCACAAACUUUAAAAAAGAAGCAUGAUGUACAAGAUAUAAGAGAAGUUGAACAAGUUCAGCAUAAAAGUUUUGAAACUGAACAUCAGAGGCAUGAUAUAUUUUUACAAGAAUUUCAAAGACAGAGAUCUGAACAACAGGAAUUAACAAAGGGGCAAAGAGAAAUAGAACAGCAACGAAGAGAGGUCGAACCAAUUGACAUCGAUAGACAAAGACUUGAAGCUAAACAACAAGAACUUCGAAGGCAACAGUUUGAAGCCGAAAAUCAAGCUUUAGAGUCUCAGAGACGCGAGGCGGAACAAAGAGAAUUAGAGAGACUAGAAGCUGAAAGAAUCGAGGCUGAAAGAAUCGAAGCGGAAAGGCUCGAAGCACAAAGAAUGGAAGCAGAAUUAAAUUCACAGAGGAAGCUACAAGUCUCAAAUUUUAUGCAUCAACAUCAUACAUCAUCCCUAACUACUGACCCUGAAGAACAUUUGCUUGGACAAAGUAUUACAGCUAAUACGAAAGAGGCAAUAUCAGUGAUACAAGACAUGUGGCGCUCUCCCGAUGCUGUACAUACUACUCCUAAUUUUCGUACUCCUAUGACACCUAGAAUCCCAGAUUCGAAAACUAAAUUAUCGUUUGAUAUACAUAUGGACAGUUCAAUGACUCAACACGCAAUGUCGAGCAGUAAACAUCAUUCGGGAUAUAGUAUUCAACCUUAUAACGAUCAAGAAAAUCAUGAGAAUUAUUCUGCUCACCAAAGUUACUCUAAUCAAGAACACCAGACUUCCUAUGGCAAUCCUGGACUACAUAACACCUACCAAUAUCAAAUACAGCAACAUCAUGAACAACAAAUGCAACCUCAUUCCCGACCGCAUCAUUCACAGCAUCAUCCGCAAUUAAUGCAAACGCAUCAACAGGCUCAUAUGGUUCCGCAUCAUCAUCAUCAUCAUCCACAACAACAACAACAACAACAACAACAACAACAACAACAACAACAACAUCAUGCUAUUUCUCACGCUUCACAUUUGCAUAGUCAGAUUCAUCAUCAGUCUCAUCCCCAGCAACAUCAGUCGUCACACAACCAGCAUCUUCAUCAUCAACCGCAUCAACACAUGCAGCAUUUGCAACAUCCCGUUUAUGGCAAUAUGAUGCCAAAUGACAUUACUUAUCAACAGUACCCUUCGCAACUGGAAUCUACACUGUUACAACAGAAUGUUGAACCUCAAAAACAACUUCAUUAUCCUCCAUAUAACGAACCGGAUAUCGAAACCGGCAAACCUUAUAGAAUGCCUCUCGAGUUACCAUACAUAAAAUCGCCAGGAAUGAAUCGCAGAGACAUAAAGUAUCUUGAAAGCGCUGAGAACAAAGAAAAUGCUAUUGUCGUUGACUAUAAUGGACCAAUGGAAGAAAAUAUGUCGUCAAAGCCAGCCGACGAAAACAAUUUAUACACUGAUGAAAGUCUUGGUAUAACUCCGUUAGUCGGGAACGAUGAUACUUGUUUCACGGAAGCAUUUAAUACACAAUUGACUAGUUCUACACCUAUGACUAAUCAUUUUAGACAAUCUUACAAAGUAUCAGAGGGAACUCCACAAUAUCCAAAUCAUUGCACUCCAUCUCAGUCAAAUUCAGAAGCUCCAAAUGGUGAAACUGAAGACAAACUAAGCGUUAUAUUGGAAUCAACUAGAGAAUAUAUUUCUAGCAGUUCUAGUAGCAGUACCACUCAUACAAGAAACACUGCAUUAGCUUUUACAUUAACGAAAGAAGAUUUGGUUCCUAUAAAAGAACAAUCUAUUAGUAUAGGUGAAGAAGAAGAAGAAGAAGAAGAAGAAGAAGUAGAAGAAGAUGAAGAAGAAGAAGAAGAAGAAGCGAAAAAUGUUACGCUUUCUGCAAAUCAACUUUACGAGCAGAAACUUCAAGCCCAAAUUCAAGCUGUUCACGCUCAAAGUCCACGUACGGUGCAGCGUAACGUGGAUCACAUUACUUCUGAAAUUAAGAAGAAUUGCGAUCUACGAAAAUCAAUUAAUUUUAAACUUAACGAAAUAGAACAACAAGAAAAAGUUGAUUCUAUGGAUUGUGAAGAGCAUCAUGAACCAAUGGAAGAAGCAGAAGAAGAAAUUUUUGAAUUUCCUUCAGGGGACAUAAAUCCUUUCGAUAAAAAUUUAAUAGCUGGUCUCUUAAAGAAAAUUAAAUUUCCCCAACCGCAUCAUGCAGAGGGAUAUGUGAGAUUAAAUACUAAUUUAAAUAAGUUUGUGCCUUCUAUGAUUACGCUUGGUACUGAUGCAUACGAUUUGGAAAAGUGCCUUGGAAAGGGAAUGUAUGGUACAGUAUUCAAAGCGGUAAAUCUACAAACAGGUCAAACGGUAGCUCUUAAAACGCAAAGACCUGCUUGGGUUUGGGAAUUUUAUAUAACUAGAGAAAUAAAGCAUCGUUUGAUUAAUCCACAUAUGUUACGUGGAUUUAUGGACGUAUCAGUGGCAUAUGUUGCUAAUAAUUGUAGUGUACUAGUUUCAGAGUAUUCAAAGUUCGGAACAUUAUUAGCGGUAACAAACCAAAUAAAGAUUGCUACAGGUAAACCGUUGAUAGAGAAUUUAGCUAUAUUCUUCACGAUUGAAAUGUUGCAAAUUGUGGAAUAUUUACAUAAAUGCCAAAUAAUUCAUGGAGACAUUAAACCAGACAAUUUUCUUUUAAUGCGUUUGCCUACUGAAGAUGUAAGGCCGACAAUACAGUUGAUAGAUUUUGGGUGCAGUAUAGACAUGAGACUUUUACCAGAAAAGACAACAUUUACACAGGUUAUAAAGACAGAAGAUUUUACGUGUAUCGAAAUGCAAACUGGAAAACCAUGGACGUAUCAAACUGAUUUGUAUUGUUUAGCUGCAACAAGCCAUUGUUUGUUGUUUGGUAAUUAUAUGAGAGUUUCGCAUAUGGGCGAUCGUUGGUUCAUCACAUCGAAAAUACCAAGGUAUGCCAGGAGAGCUGCAUGGGAGCAGUACUUUACAGAAUUAUUAAAUAUUGAAUCUUGCGAUAAAAUGCCAGAUUUAUCAAAAUUGCGCAACAUGAUGGAAGAAGCAUUAGCGCAAAUGACGGAUUCGCAACAGAAAUUUAGAAAUUUUGUUAAUAUUUUAAACAAACGAUAACACUUGCUGAAUAUACUGUACGAAAUAUUGUGUCCCUACGUGUGCACAUAUUUAGUAUAGAACCAACAUUUAUUAAAAAAAAUUAAUGUUAUUAUGCUAUUUAUUAUAAAAAAUUAAUAUUAUGGUGAUAUAUAUAUAUAUACUAUAUGGUUAAUAAUACACGAAAUGCACUUUACACGGCCUGCUUCGUGGAGGCUUUAAGGAACUGUAAUGCUUGCACAUAAUCAAUUACAUUAGAAAUACUAAAUACUUGAUUCACUGAAAACAAGAAAAAACAACAACAACAACAACAACAACAACAACAAAAAGAAAAGAAUGAAAUAUGAAAACUAUUAGUAUUAUUACUGACAUUUUGUGCCCCAUAAGUUAUAAAAAUGUCUUUCAAGAUACCUCGUGACACAGUACCUGGAUGUUAGCAUCUGUCACGUAAAUUAUGUAAAGGCAGAUUUGUAUAAUAAAGUUGAGUAAAAAUAAAACUUAGAGAAAACGAAUAUGUAAAAACAAACAAAAAAAAAAGGAAAAAAAAAAUUAAUAUUUAUAAUACAAUGCGAGUUGUUUAUCUACAAUGUUUUUUGUAAUUACAAACAGAAAAAUUUAUGUACCAACGUAUUAUUGCGUAUGUACAUCCAUAUAAGCUUGCAUACUUUAUCUAAAAUAAUAUGUAUGUAGUGUUUAUAUCGUAUAUAUAAAAUAAAAUACAAUAAGUUUUUGUUCUAUAAAUUAAGAAUUUCUUACUUGCACUGAUCGUAUUUAAACAGUUCAAUUGUAUGUUCAGUAAAAAAAAAGGAAGUUGACGUUUAUUAUAUGUUAGUUCAAUCAUGAUUAUAAUUAUUAACAGACUAUGAUGACAAGCUAAUGAAUAACGAAUUAAUUGUAAUUUCUUUUAAUCAAUCUUUUUAUUUUAAAUGUGCAGGCUGAUUCGCCAAUAUCCACUAAACAGGCCCUUAUGUAGUAUAUUCUACAAAAUAGAAUUUAUUGAAUUAAAUAUACACACGAUAGAAAUUUCGGGUUUGUGUUCAAAUAAUUCGACUUUAGAUUUUAUAAAGUGCACAAAAACACUGGGUUAUCCAAUAUUUAAAGAAUAAUAUAAAAUAUGUAUAUAGGAACAUAUAAAUAAUAAUGGAUAGCCUAUUGUAUCUGUUAAAAAAUUUCUGAGAAUAUGCCUUACCUUAUUUUAACGGUAUACAAUAUAAUACAAACAACUAUAUUCAAAUUAUCCCUUAUUGAAAAAGAAAAAAUAAAGAAUAGCACACAGCUGAAGUUAAGUUUAGUUGUAAAAAUAAACCAAGGAAAAGAGUAUUCCCUCGACAGUAGUAUUUACUACCAUUAGUUUACUUAUUUUUAUAAAAGUUAAAAAUAAAAAAAAAAAAAUAAAAAGAAACAAAUACACUUCUCUUAAAACAUUUAUAAUUUAAAAGCAAGUAUUCUAAUAAAAUCUUUUAUAUAUUAUCAUUAAAUAUAACUGACAUACGAUAUUAACGAUAAAGGUAAUUAAAUCAGUGUAGGCUGGUUUUACCUUUUAUACAUAUAAUCUUAUCAUUCACGAGGUUUCUGUAAAAUUUAUAUAUUUCGCUGCAUUGUUACCUCAUAUUGAUCAAUUAUUAUAAUACAUACAUAUAUACAUACCAACGAAUCUUGUACUAAAAAUUUCAGUUUAUAUAGGUGCAAUUAUUUACAAAAUUGAUGUUACUAAAAAUUAUUAUACGAAAAUUAUAAACACGAAUUCUGAAUCUUCGUAGGCUAUACAAAAUUAAAAACGCGACGUAUUUUUGUUUAAAAAUUCAUUAAAAAUUAUAAUAAAACAUUGCACAAGUGCAUAAUUGUCAUACUAAUAAACAACACAUUUCAUUCUUUUCUUUCAAGUCUUACCAUAAAAUUUUCGAUUCAAUAAAUACAACAACAAGUUCACGUUAA
Messenger RNA from Osmia bicornis bicornis, 6335 nucleotides. Its product is annotated as protein kinase 4-like. The coding region runs from base 129 to 4421 and encodes 1430 amino acids. The record is from RefSeq and is a predicted model, not a curated record. NCBI's taxonomy places the organism in Eukaryota, Metazoa, Arthropoda, Insecta, Hymenoptera, Megachilidae. The transcript has 15 exons. Gene Ontology annotation, molecular function: ATP binding; protein kinase activity. Gene Ontology annotation, biological process: mitotic spindle assembly checkpoint signaling; meiotic sister chromatid cohesion, centromeric; protein phosphorylation.